AUGAAUAUUGUAUGGAGCACACAGACUGAAGCUUACGUCGACUGCCCGAUCGUGGCUGAUGCUUCGGGGUUAUUACCGAGUGUACAGCAAACAGGUUCGGGGUUAUUACCGAGUGUACAGCAAACAGGUUCGGGGUUAUUACCGAGUCAAACAGGUCCGGGGUUAAUAUCGACUAUACAGCAAACAGGUUCGGGGUUAUAUCUUAGUGUACAGUGA
Ylistrum balloti is the source of this 216-nucleotide messenger RNA. RefSeq lists its product as uncharacterized. The transcript is spliced from 4 exons. The record is from RefSeq and is a predicted model, not a curated record. NCBI's taxonomy places the organism in Eukaryota, Metazoa, Mollusca, Bivalvia, Pectinida, Pectinidae. The coding region runs from base 1 to 216 and encodes 71 amino acids.